UUAGCUACGGAAGCGAUCCGGAAUCAUUCGUGGCGAUAUGUAUUGACCCGUGGCUUUUCCGUCUGUUAUCGUAUCCAAACGUAGCAAUACUUGUAUAGCUGCGACAAUUUUUGAACAUGUUCAUAAUUCCACUACGGAUGAAACCACCGUAGUACUUCCUUAGAAAAACUUACUAAACCGUUUUAGAACGUAGAAGUCCGUUUUAACUACGUAUAAAUCCGUAGUUAUUCGUAUGUAUCAAUUUGUAUUCAUUCCGUAGUGCAUCCGUACUAACUCCGUAUCAUUAGAUUUUCCGGUGUCAACCGUGGAAAAUAUUCCGUAGUAGAACCUAGGAGUUGAUCUGUGAAUGUGUGACUGGGGCAUUAACGAUUAUUUGAUUUUCCGGUGUCAACCGUGGAAAAUAUUCCGUAGUAGAACCGUGGAGUUGAUCCAUGAGUGUGACUGGGGCAUUAACGAAUUUGUUUUUAGAUUCAUCGGGCAUGCAUGGUUCUGGUGGUCACUCUCACAGUCACUGCUGUCAUCGCUAUAGCUACUGAUGUAAAGGGGCUAAGUCAGACGAAUAUAACUGAGGAUUAUCGAAAUAUACACCCUAUUCUUGGCAUUGGAGUGACUUGUCUCUGCGUUACGAACGCCCUGAUUUCUGUAUUCCGCUGUCCACCAGACGACAAAUAUAGGGUGGUAUUCAAUGGGGUCCAUAGACUCUUUGGAUCCAGUUCACAUUAUCUCUCUAUUGUGACCAUCAUCGUGGGGACUCAGCUGGACAGGAGUAUGCUGCCGCCAGAGGCCGGGGCCGUGGUAUACACUCAUACAGCGGCUUUUGUUCUGUUUGAAGUCGUCCAUAACUGUUUGAGGUGCAGGCAGGAUUGCCAGGAUAAAGAAACGGCGUCCAUAUCGAAGACAAACGAUGACAGUGACAGCGCUAAGGUGCCCGUUGAGCAAGUUUUGUUCUACACGGUGAUUGCACUAUGUACCGUGUCAUCCACCCUGGUUGUUUUCUUCUUAAUCCAGACUUAAUAAGGGGAGAUGGCGAAUCACGCGGAGGUCUUCAUUUUGUCUAUUUGUAUGGCGAAGUUAAGGUCAGUCGCGACCUAUCUUCUGUUAUUUUUUUACCUCCACAAUUUAAUGAUUUGAAGAUGUGAAAUUAUCCACUACGUAAUUCCAAUAUUAUAUGUUAUGUUAUAUGAUAUUUUGUUUUAAAUUUUGAUGUAUAGUUUAAAUGAAAAUAUAUACUAUGACUUUAUCAAUAAAAAUACAAAAUAUUCAUUCCCCUAAAGUAGACUGGAAAUGUGUAUGUACCCUAGAUUUUGGACAUUAAUAGGUUUGAAUGCAAAUAAAGAGGAAAUAAUCUAUCAAGGAAAAUAAUCAUAAACUGAGGAUAUAGAGAUCAAUGUUGUCAAGAUAAACAUAGAAUUUCUUUUCUGCGCUUACUGCUUGGUAUAAAUUUAUUUGAAAUGGUACAUGUAUUUACCUUUGCAACCGGACACGGCGUAUAUGAGAGAGUAAACGCGGAUUUUGCUUGUCAGUAUUUAUUUAAUGGAUUGGUAUUGUAAACUAAGCCGAAGAAAGUUCACGGUUCUGCUAAAUUUACGGUCGAAUAUACAUACAUGUACACAUACGUAGAUAAACUUUAAAUCCGGCACUUUUAAGGUCACCAUCCUUUCUGGUUUGCUUUGGUGACGCUAAAUACACGAACGCUGCACAUAUUCCCUUUUUCGUAUGUACAAUGACACUGUGAACAAAUAUACUUUUACAGAGAACUAAUCCCUCUUUAUCCUUCAUGAGUGUACUGAUAUACAGAAUUAGCUGAAUUACAUAGUUUUGAUUUUUAAGCACAUUUCUGUCAAGCUUUGAAAAAUAAUAAAUUUUCAAUAUUUGAAUAUUGUUAAUACCCAUGUCCUACUUUGAGGCGACCGCGCAAUCAGUAUCAGCGAAAACAAAAAUUAAUUUUCUUUAGUUUACAGUUAUAUUAAAGAAACAAGAAGAUUAAGUUGAUGUUUGUGCACCAUUGACAAUUUAUAUGUAACUGUCAUAUGAUCUGUUGACCUUACAUGCUGCGUAAACAUUACAUGUAUUUGUAUUGUAUUAUAUACUUGUAAUGGGAGAGGGCGGUCUAAGUUUUUGAACUUUGGCCCAAUCCUAGUUGUAAUUAUGUACUUUGUUAUGUCUAAAUCAUAUAUAAUAAAACAAUGGAAAGCAGUACCGAUAUUUUUUUUUACCCAUUUUCAUAAUUACAAAUGUAGCUGCUACCACGUACUGUAAAUAUCAAUUGAACUCAAUAAAUAAGUUAUCGAUGUCAUCAGAAAAUCUAUGUGUCGUUUCAAAACUUUAUGCCAAAUAAAA
This is a messenger RNA of Magallana angulata, 2340 nucleotides long. RefSeq names its product putative ferric-chelate reductase 1. NCBI's taxonomy places the organism in Eukaryota, Metazoa, Mollusca, Bivalvia, Ostreida, Ostreidae. The transcript is spliced from 6 exons. Gene Ontology annotation, molecular function: oxidoreductase activity, acting on metal ions. Bases 484 to 1014 code for a protein of 176 amino acids. The record is from RefSeq and is a predicted model, not a curated record.